Messenger RNA from Nipponia nippon (crested ibis), 1515 nucleotides. The record is from RefSeq and is a predicted model, not a curated record. NCBI's taxonomy places the organism in Eukaryota, Metazoa, Chordata, Aves, Pelecaniformes, Threskiornithidae.
AUGGCGGGCACCCGGGCGCACGGCCGCCUCCUGCACUCGCUGCUCUGCCAGCUGUGCUGCGGCUGUGGCUGGAGCAGCCCCUGCCACGGGCUCCGUGUGUCCACGGGCACCCGGAUCCUCUACACGCUCCUGCACGUCCUGGCCUCUGCCGUGUGCUGCCUCAUGCUGUCCCGCACCGUGGCCCAGGCUGUCAGGGAGAAGGUGACGAUGGGAGCUGGGACACCCAGGGUGCCCUUCUCAGCGGUGCUGUGCGAACACUUGCCGGGGGGCACGGACUGCGAGCGGCUGGUGGGCUCCUCGGCCGUGUACCGGGUCUGCUUCGGCACCGCCUGCUUCCACCUGGCGCAGGCUGCCCUGCUCCUCAACGUGCGCUCCAGCGCCGACUGCCGCGCUCAGCUCCACAACGGGUUCUGGCUCCUGAAGCUGCUGGUACUGGUGGGGCUCUGUGCCGCCAGCUUCUUCAUCCCCGAGGACGGCUUCAUCCGAGCCUGGCACUACAUGGGCGUCUGCGGGGGCUUCGCCUUCAUCCUCAUCCAGCUGGUGCUGAUCACCGCCUUCGCGCACACCUGGAACAAGAACUGGCUGACGGGCGCCACGCAGGACAAGCGCUGGUACCUGGCCGUGCUGCUGGCCACGGCCGCCUUCUACACCCUCGCCUCCGCCGCCUUCUCCUUCCUCUACAAGUACUAUACCCACCCGGCCGCCUGCCACCUCAACAAGGCGCUGCUCACCAUCAACGGCAGCCUCUGUGGCAUCAUGUCCUUCAUCUCCAUCACGCCCUGUGUGCGGCUCAAGCAGCCGCGGUCAGGGCUGCUGCAGUCCUCAAUCAUCACCUGCUACGUGAUGUACCUCACCUUCUCCGCGCUGUCCAGCCGUCCCCCGGAGAGAGUGCUCUACCAGGGGCAGAACCUCACCGUCUGCUUCCCAGGCGUCCGGCAGGACGAGCUGCAGACAGAGGACACCACCGUUGCCGUCCUGGGGGCCGCCAUCAUGUACGCCUGCGUGCUCUUCGCAUGUAAUGAAGCCUCCUAUCUCGCCGAGGUCUUCGGGCCCCUCUGGAUGGUCAAAGUCUACAGCUUCGAGUUUAAAAAACCCUCCUGUUGCUUCUGCUGCCCUGAGAAGAUGGAGGAUGAGCUGAGAGGCGCCGAGCAGACGUGUGAGCAAGCAGAGAACACCGCUGGGGGACAGUGCAUUGUCCAGGACGAGCGAGAGCGAGUGGUCUACAGCUACUCAGCCUUCCACUUUGUCUUCUGCCUCGCCUCGCUCUACGUCAUGAUGACCCUCACCAACUGGUUCAGCUAUGAGAAUGCGGUGCUGGAGACCACCUUCACGCACGGUAGCUGGUCGACCUUCUGGGUGAAGGUGUCCUCGUGCUGGGCCUGCAUCCUGCUCUACCUGUGGCUGCUGCUGAGCCCCCUCUGCCUCGGCGGCUCCCCCCAGCACCGGCGCAGCAGCCCGCCCCUGCGCGUCCUGCGGCGACGACGCGCCCUGCAGCGCAUCAGCGUCUCCACAUAG